AUGAGCCGUGCGGCCAGCGCCGCCGUCACACACAUUCGACAAUCUGUCAAGCCAUCCCAUAUUAUGGGGUGGUGGAACUGGUUUCCGUCAAAUCGACGCUUGCCUCGUCUGUGCCAUCGCACGCACUGUUGGGCGGCGGCAAAGAGUUGUAGGCACGCGACGUUGCGACAGCAGCAUGUGGGCUUUGGUUCCCCGGGGGGGGGGGGGGGUUCGGGCGAGGCGAAAAUUGGCAGACAUGCCUCGGCAGCGCGCUUUGCAAACUGCAUGGCCAAGAACAUAAGCAAUGAACCAAUGCUUGGAACAUGCUGGCAACCGAGCCUUGGCCCUCGGCGGAAACGAGACAUACACUACAUCUAG
Colletotrichum graminicola M1.001 is the source of this 357-nucleotide messenger RNA. RefSeq lists its product as uncharacterized. Bases 1 to 357 code for a protein of 118 amino acids. The transcript has a single exon. The record is from RefSeq and is a predicted model, not a curated record. Lineage: Eukaryota; Fungi; Ascomycota; Sordariomycetes; Glomerellales; Glomerellaceae.